AGUCAGUGACAUGCCCAUGCGAGUACCUGAGGAAGGUGAGUGAGUGCAGACAGAUGGGGCCUGGUGCCCUUGAGCAGUUCCCGGGUCUCAGCUGCCACACAUCUCAUAGCGGGUGAUGCUGGGGGAAGCUUACGCAGUCACAGUACUGGCUUCUUCCUCUUUUUCUUUCCAUACAAGGGGCUUAGGGAUGGGGUAGAGUAGUUGACUUAUUUGGAUGAAAACCACUAUCUUCUGCCAGAAACUCAAAAGGAAUCAUUGCUGGCAUGGUAACCUAAAGAAAAACAACCAGACAAGUGCCCAACGACACUUAAAAAGGUUAUUUAUUAUCUUGCCAAGUUUAGGCUGGGCAUGGUGACUCAUGCCUGUAAUCCCAGCAUUUUGGGAGGCUGAGGCUGGUGGAUCACCUGAGGCCAGGACUUCGAGACCAGCCUGACCAAUACGGCAAAACCUCGUCCCUACUAAAAAUACAAAAAUUAGCCAGGCAUGGUGGUGUGAGCCUGUAGCCCAGCUACUCAGGAGGCUGAGACAGGAGAAUUGCUUAGAUUCAGGAGGUGGAGGUUUUAGUGGGCCGAGAUCACGCCAUUGCACUCCAGACUGUGCGACAGAACGAGACUCUGUCAAAAAAAAAAAAAAAAAAAAAAAUUAUCCUGCAAAAAUUGAAAAGGAAAUUCAAAUCAAUAGCUUCUAAACUACUUUUUAACAUGACUCAUAAAUACAUUCUAUAGUACAUAUAUAUGUUCUAUAAUUUUGAAUAAAAGAAUUAACCACAUCACAUUUAUUUUACAACAUGUAAUACAUAUUUUUUAUUCUCCUUCAUUUGUUUUGAAUGCUCUGUGCAGUCUACAAAAAGUCCAAUAAUAAUAAAAUUAUUCCUUAAGUUGAACAUUAUCUUGUCUUUUAAAAUGAUAAUCUCAAAAAUGAUCUUUUAUUUUUGAGAUUUAUAUAGAUACACACACAGACACACACACACACACAAAUAUAUAUAUAUAUAUAUUUUUUUUUUGCGACAGAGUUUCACUGUGUCCCCCAGGCUGGAGUGCAAUGGCACAAUCUUGGCUCACUGCAACCUCCGUCUCCCGGGUUCAAGCAAUCCCUCUGCCUCAGCCUCUUGAGUAGCUGGGACUACAGGUGUGCGCCACCAUGCCCGGCUAAUUUUUGUAUUCUUAGUAGAGAUGGGGUUUCACCAUAUUGGCCAGGCUCGUGUCAACUCCUAACCUCGUGAUCCGCCUGCCUCAGCCUCCCAAAGUGCUGGGAUUACAGGCGUGAGCCACCAUGCCCAGCCAAAUCUAGGGCCAGAACGUGGCUGCAGCAUAUAAAAAGAAUUGAAUUCCAUACUUUUGUUAACCCUGUUUUUUGUUUGUUUGUAGUUGUUGCUGUUUUUGAGACAGAGUCUCGCUCUGUCGCCUAGGCUGGAGUGCAGUGGUGCAAUCUCGGCUCACUGCAGACUCUGCCUCCCGGGUUCAAACUAUUCUCCUGCCUCAGCCUCCCAAGUAGGUGGGACUACAGGUGCCCACCACCACACCCGGCUAAUUUUUGUGUUUUAUUAGAGACAGGGUUUCACCAUAUUGGCCAGGCUGGUCUGGAACUCCUGACCUUGUGAUCCGCCCACCUCGGCCUCCCAAAGUGCUGGGAUUACAGGCGUGAGCCACCACACCCAGCCCCUCUUUUGUUUUUGUUUUGCUUGCUUCUUAGGGUUGUUUUUCUAUUUAUGGUAAAGGCAUUGGCUUUCCAUUUGUAGCAUCAAUAGAAUAUUUCCUGUUUACAAUAACCUUAUGUCAUAGUAAAUGGUAAAGGGAUUUAAAGCAGUGGUUUUCAGCUGCCAGAGGCCUGAGAGAGUUUGGGCAUACUCUGUGUGAUCGGGCAGAAGACCUGUGGGAAGUUUAGCAGAGGACAGGGCCAGGAAAGGUGAUGGACAGUGGGGGUCUGUCCUGGUCACCAGGCCCCUGGGUCCUGCCCACCUGCUUGGAGCUCCCCACCCAUCACACAUGAUGCUGCCAAGCCCUCUGGGUAUUGUGGGCAAAUACCUUAGGAGAGAAGCUGAUGAACUUUGUUUCUUGAAAUGCACAGAUUCCUUGGACAUCCCUGAGAGGUCAAUCAUGAAAGUCAACUUGGUUUUCUCCCCCUCAUUUGGGUUCAGAAUUUAAAGUCCACACACACAGGCAGUAAGAUGAUAUAGAUAAGGACAUCAUCACUCGGUUUCAGAUGUUAAAAUGUCUAGGUGGGUUAGGGGUGAUUUGCGAUCACACAACCUUGUGGCACAAAGAGGAAUUCCCAGGCCAGAGGGAGACAUUUUAUUGCCAUGUUAUGAUCUUAUCAUUGAGUUGAAAGGCAAUCUUGUUUCAUUUUGGAUUCUUUCUUAUGUUUAUGUCUUCUAAGGGCACUUUGAAUUUCCAAGCAAAUAAUAAUUUUGAAUUAGCUUUUAAUCAUUGACUUCUAGCACAGUUAUAUGAUCAGAAACAUGCUGUGUGAUUUGAUUGCUCUCAAAUAUAUUGAGAUUUGCUGGAACAAAAUAAGUCAGGUUAAUUUUUGUAAAUGUACCAUGCAUGCUUAAAAUGAAUGUAUCUACAUUUGUUCCUGAGAUACAGGUUGAUGGACGGAUGGCUACAUGGAUGUGAUGGAGAUGGUUUACUAUCGGGACCUUCCGCAUCCUGCUGAUGUUUUGUUGCUUAGGAUAUGAAUGGCUGAGCGGAGGCUGUAAAACCUGGCACCCUGCUUGGGUAUGAGGUUCUUCCUGCCAUCCUGCCAUCAUUUGUUUUUUAUGUUUUGUCGCCAAAAGUGACCUUGAGGAACCCUGGGAGCUCAGGAAGGAAGGAGCGCCCAGAAGCAGGGACAGGGAGCUGGUUGGGGAGGACCAGAAAUCAGGUUUGUGAAGGUUCCAGAGAGGACCUGUCCUUGCGAGGAGUGUGGGAGACUGAGAUGGGGGAGGGGUCAUUGGAAUGAUGCGGGCGCUACUUGGCGUUGUCCAUUGUGAGGCACCACCGGGGUCAUCAGGGAUUGGUGGAGAGGGAGUAUAAAGCCCCAGGGUUGCCAAGGGAGGGCCCAGACCGAAGAAGGUUUGGUGGAUAGCAGAACCUUUUUGUCUCCCUCUAAUUGCUCCUAAGCCUCACGCUCCCUUGCCCCGCGUGUCCUGUUGCUUCCCUGAUCUUCUCCGUGACCUGUAGCUAAACCUUCCACCAGCGCUUGAGAACUUAAUUUGAACCGGAUCCUUUCCCAGACCCCUUUCUUCUUCUCCUCGUCCUCCUCCUCCACCUCCUCCAGGUGCCCAACAGCCCCCUUCUCCUCCUUUCCCUUCCCUUACUUCCCCCCUUCCCCUCCCCUUCCCCUCCCCCUCCCCUCCCCCUCCCCAACUAAGAUCCGGCCCCGGUCCCCGUCCCCUUCCCUCCCCCCUGCCCUAAGCCACCUCCACCUCUGUCCUGGCCGCCUCAGGGCGCCCUGAAAGGACCAGGACAUGCGGCUGCGGCUGCGGUGGUGGCUCCUCUUUUGGCUCCUGCUGGGAUUUAUCAGCCAUCAUCCCACCCCUGUUAUCAAUACUCUGGCUGUCUAUCGUCAUCGUGAGACUGACUUUUGUGGAGGAGUUCGAGACCACCCUGGCCAACAUGGCAAAACCCCAUCUCCACAAAAAUUGGAUAAUUUGAUAAUUAUCAUUAUUGGGUUUCUGAGACCUUACACAUUUACCAUUCUCUUCUGCACAAAUUACCUUUGUGUGUCUUUCCUGAAGACUAUCUUCUGGUCUCGAAAUGGACAUGAUGGAUCCACGGAUGUACAGCAGAGAGCCUGGAGGUCCAACCGACGUAGACAGGAAGGAAAUAAAAUUGGCCUGAAAGACGUCAUUACUCCAUGGAGACAUGUGGAAAGAAAAUUUAGAGCGAAAAUCCAUAAGAGGAAGGUGACAACGAAAAUCAACCAUCAUGACAAAAUCAAUGGAAAGAGGAAGACCGCCAGAAAACAGAAAAUGUUUCAACGUGCGCAAGAGUUGCGGCGGCGGGCAGAGGACUACCACAAAUGCAAAAUCCCCCCUCCUGCAAGAAAGCCUCUUUGCAACCGGGUCAGAAUGGCGGCAGCGGAGCAUCGUCAUUCUUCAGGAUUGCCCUACUGGCCCUACCUCACAGCUGAAACUUUAAAAAACAGGAUGGGCCGCCAGCCACCUCCUCCGACUCAACAACGUUCUAUAACGGAUAACUCCCUGAGCCUCAAGACACCUCCCGAAUGUCUCCUUCGUACCCUUCCACCCUCAGUGGAUGAUAAUAUCAAGGAGUGUCCUCUUGCUCCUCUUCCACACUCUCCUCUUCCACCCUCAGUGGAUGAUAAUCUGAACGAGUGUCUCCUUAUCCCUCUUCCACCCUCUCCUCUUCCACCCUCAGUGGAUGAUAAUCUGAAGGAGUGUCUCCUUAUCCCUCUUCCACCCUCUCCUCUUCCACCCUCAGUGGAUGAUAAUCUGAAGGAGUGUCUCCUUGCUCCUCUUCCACACUCUCCUCUUCCACCCUCAGUGGAUGAUAAUCUGAAGGAGUGUCUCCUUGCUCCUCUUCCACCCUCAGUGGAUGAUAAUCUGAAGGAGUGUCUCCUUGCUCCUCUUCCACCCUCUCCUCUUCCACCCUCAGUGGAUGAUAAUCUGAAGGAGUGUCUCCUUGCUCCUCUUCCACCCUCAGUGGAUGAUAAUCUGAAGGAGUGUCUCCUUGCUCCUCUUCCACCCUCAGUGGAUGAUAAUCUGAAGGAGUGUCUCCUUGCUCCUCUUCCACCCUCUCCUCUUCCACCCUCAGUGGAUGAUAAUCUGAAGGAGUGUCUCCUUGCUCCUCUUCCACCCUCUCCUCUUCCACCCUCAGUGGAUGAUAAUCUGAAGACUCCUCCCUUAGCUACUCAGGAGGCUGAGGCGGAAAAACCACCCAAACCCAAGAGGUGGAGGGUGGAUGAGGUGGAACAAUCACCAAAACCCAAGAGGCGGAGGGUGGAUGAGGUGGAACAAUCAACAAAACCCAAGAGGCGGAGGGCGGAUGAGGUGAAACAAUCGCCCAAGCCCAAGAGGCAGAGGGAGGCCGAGACACAAUUACCCAAACCCAAGAGGCGGAGGGCGGAUGAGGUGGAACAAUCGCCCAAGCCCAAGAGGCAGAGGGAGGCCGAGACACAAUUACCCAAACCCAAGAGGCGGAGGGCGGAUGAGGUGGAACAAUCGCCCAAGCCCAAGAGGCAGAGGGAGGCCGAGACACAAUUACCCAAACCCAAGAGGCGGAGGUUGAGUAAGCUGAGAACACGCCAUUGCACUCAAGCCUGGGCAAUAAGAAUAAAUCCGUGGGUCGAAAAAAAGAAAAAAAUCAAAAAAUAAAACAAAACCCACACUCCAAAAACAAACUAACAAAGAAUAAAUAAAUAAUAUAAAAAUAAAAUAAA
This is a messenger RNA of Pan troglodytes (chimpanzee), 5382 nucleotides long. RefSeq names its product nuclear pore complex-interacting protein family member B15-like. The record is from RefSeq and is a predicted model, not a curated record. NCBI's taxonomy places the organism in Eukaryota, Metazoa, Chordata, Mammalia, Primates, Hominidae. The transcript has 7 exons. The coding region runs from base 3449 to 5317 and encodes 622 amino acids.